Messenger RNA from Nelumbo nucifera (sacred lotus), 1805 nucleotides. Its product is annotated as lysine histidine transporter 1-like. Lineage: Eukaryota; Viridiplantae; Streptophyta; Magnoliopsida; Proteales; Nelumbonaceae. The record is from RefSeq and is a predicted model, not a curated record.
UUCCACACCCAGUUGCCAGUACCAAUUACACCUCUCUCUGACUCUCUUCUCCAUUCUUUUUCUAUCUGUUUCUGCAUACACUCUACACUCGAUCAUGGGAACUCAGACUUCAAAUGAUGAGAACUUCACCGUCCCUAACAAGCAAAAGGAGAAGCAAAUCGAUGAUUGGCUUCCCAUCACUUCUUCUCGGAAUGCCAAAUGGUGGUACUCAACCUUCCACAAUGUCACCGCCAUGGUUGGAGCUGGAGUCCUCAGCCUGCCUUAUGCAAUGUCAGAGCUCGGAUGGGGUCCUGGUGUCGCUGUACUUGUUCUAUCCUGGAUCAUCACUCUCUACACAUUAUGGCAAAUGGUUGAGAUGCACGAGAUGGUUCCAGGGAAGCGAUUUGACAGGUACCAUGAGUUGGGUCAGCACGCCUUCGGUGAGAAGCUCGGCCUGUGGAUCGUCGUACCCCAGCAACUGAUUGUCGAAGUUGGUGUCAACAUAGUUUACAUGGUUACCGGUGGCAAAUCGCUUCAGAAGUUUCACAAUACUGUGUGCAGCAGCUGCAAAGACAUUAAACUCACCUAUUUCAUCAUGAUCUUUGCUUCUGUUCACUUUGUGCUCUCUCAACUCCCCAACCUCAACUCCAUCUCGGGUGUCUCCUUGGCAGCAGCAGUCAUGUCCUUAAGCUAUUCAACCAUUGCCUGGGGAGCUUCUGUUGAUAAGGGGGUUCAACAUGAUGUGCAAUACGGCUACAAAGCCUCAACCACAGCAGGAACAGUCUUCAACUUCUUUAGCGCCCUGGGUGAUGUAGCAUUCGCCUAUGCUGGGCACAAUGUGGUCUUGGAGAUCCAAGCAACCAUCCCCUCUACCCCAGAGAAUCCAUCCAAGAAACCCAUGUGGAAGGGUGUCAUCUUCGCCUAUAUCAUCGUCGCUGCAUGUUACUUCCCAGUUGCUCUAAUUGGCUACUGGGUAUUUGGGAACAGUGUCGACGACAACAUUCUCCUCUCACUGGAGAAGCCUGCUUGGUUAAUCGGCAUGGCUAACAUUUUUGUUGUCAUCCAUGUUAUUGGAAGUUAUCAGAUUUAUGCUAUGCCAGUGUUCGACAUGAUAGAAACCGUGUUGGUAAAGAAACUGCAUUUCACGCCUGGACUUAGACUUCGCUUGAUUUCACGAAGUACAUAUGUUGCAUUGACGAUGUUCAUUGCUAUGACAUUCCCCUUCUUUGGUGGCCUUCUUGGAUUUUUUGGAGGGUUUGCUUUCGCCCCAACGACAUACUUUCUCCCUUGCAUCAUGUGGCUUGCCAUCUACAAGCCAAGAAGAUUCAGCCUAUCUUGGUUUGCUAACUGGAUAUGCAUCAUUCUUGGCGUUUUGUUGAUGAUUAUAUCCCCUAUCGGUGGGCUAAGGCAGAUAAUCAUUCAGGCCAAAACCUACAAGUUUUAUUCGUGAUCCUCUUCCGCCAACAAAGGGUCUGAAUUAGAGAGGGAUGAGCUCAUGAUAAUGUAGAUAGUGGCAAUAAUCUGACUGGAUGGAGAGAUUUUCUUUUAGUCAAUGGGGACUAAUACUCUGGAUCAUUUAUUAGUUUCAACUUUCAAUAUUGGUCCAAAGGGCUUAUUAUAAAGAGCACUGUAGAUGGGGAUUACCUUGGUCCUUAAUAUUAUUAGUUUCAGUAUUAUUGGCCAAAAGGGCUAUUAUAAAGAGCAAUGUAGAAGAGGUCUCUUUCCUGGGUUCCUAUUGUUUUCUGUUUCUUUGUAUUGUAUGGGUACAUCCUUUCUUGUUUAUUUCUAAAUUGAGUUUAUGAUUUUGAUGAUGAUGAAUUCUUCCA